Molecule: messenger RNA, 2421 nt
Organism: Durusdinium trenchii
Lineage: Eukaryota; Dinophyceae; Suessiales; Symbiodiniaceae
Source: the annotation of a GenBank genome assembly
AGUUUCUAGCUCAAACGCUUUGGACACAUCCGCCCGGCGAAUGGAUAAGAAGGUGCACCGCCUUCGGCAUGCCCCGACCCUGAGCCCGUGUUAUCACUUGAGGUCGGACCUGGGCUGACAUUUGAUGUCCAACUUUGACAAAGUAAAUCCAGGAGCUGUCUUUCAGGCUGAGUGGGCCAAAUGGCAGAAGCAGCUGCGGGAGUGGCGCCAGUCAUAUGAUGAGUGGCGCCAAGUCAUCCAACAGCUACAGGAGUGGGAUGAAAAGGAAAGCAAAGGCGUGCAUGGCCAGCUGGCCUCCAUAGAUCCCAAUUUGGAUGUUUUUGCCAUUGACAACAUUAUGGACAUCGGCGAGGGUGAGCCGCUCUUUGGAAGCUUUGAAUAUGAGGACUGGCUGCUUCUCAGCACCAAGGUGGAGCUUCACUUACUGGUGCACCACUUUCGGGAUGAUACCGGUGGAGCAGUUCUGGAUGAGUCCAACCUUCAACAUUACUACAAGACGUACUUUCGGCGCGAGCUGAAACUUGAUGACUUCGCGGCAAAGUCUGCAGCCGAAGUCAUUGAACUGGUCCAGGAUUCGGUUUGCAUUGAAAAUGCCCUGUUGGACUACAAGCUGCCUGAAGACACGCCCUUCGUGCAUUUCUUGAAGAUGACAGAGAAAGCACGCCGGGAUCGCCUUCAAGCCUUGGAGGCUGGUGACGAAACUGUCCUGCUCAAGUUUCCCGGUGCCGAGAAAGAAAGAGAAGCCAAGAAGAAGUACGAAGCAAGAAAAGCCAAGGAGUCCCAACCACCAUUGGAGCGGAAAGGUCUAGCGAAGCGGCCGCAUCAAGAAGUUGGCUACAAAGACCAAGAUCGUGAGAGGCGACCUGAACGUGACCGAGAUAGGCCUGGUGAGUCAUUGAGGGCAAGCAACUACGGUCAGAGCUAUUCCAGUCGAGAUGACAAGCAGUCUGGUAGAGAGCGUGACAUGCCGAGGGAUCGCUACUCAGAUAGAGAUAGGGAUAGACGCCCAGAUCGAUAUAGCGAGCGAGACACCGACAGAGAUGGCUACAGAAUCCAGAGCCGGUCAAGAGAUAGAGGAAGAUAUGGCGAGGCAGAUUCCAGGAGGUACCGGACCGGCAGUCAUGCCAGUCCUCCGAGUGAGCCGCGCACCGCGGCUGCGCGAUGCCCUCCGCCGCCCCCAGCCCCACGAGCUAAUACAACUACACGAAGAGACCCACCAAGCACCGCCUACUCCAGAGCGCUCCCAGACAGGGACAGGGAAAGAACACCUGCACAGCCUGCACCACAGACGGCGUAUCGGCGGGAUCCGCCACCAGACUCCAGAAGUGGUCAAAGGUCGGCUUUGUCGACGCAGGUCUACAGCAGAGAUGCUGGCACAUACGUUCAAAGUGUUCCACGUCCAAUUGUGCCUGCACCACCUGCAGCCUCUCCAGGCAUGGUCAAAGGCCCAGCGCAGGGCCAAAUCAAAGGCAACAGUGGCAGCAGCCAAGUCAAGGGAGGCAAAGGGCAUUUGCGCAGACCUGCGAAGGAGUUGGAUCCAUUGGACGCCUUUAUGGCUGGGAUGGAACAGCAUGGGGAGGCCUUCGCUACUGGAGAGCUAAAUGAGCCAAAGCGAUCUAGGCCUGAUCCGCCAGCAGCAGCCCCACAAGCUGAUCCCAGAAAGGGUCAGAUGGUCAACCAUGGCGACCACGGUGCAAGCCACAGCUUUCGUGGUGAUCCGGCACCAGAAAGAUACCGGUCAAAUGCAUCGCGGUCUGAUGUCCGACAUUCUGAUGGUCGAGAUCGUCAUCCUGGCAACCACGGGAGUGACUACCGCUCUGAGCGGAGUGCUUACCCAGAGAGCUACAGGAGCGACGCUCGGAGUGACAGUCAUCGUGAUGGCCGAUCUGAUCACCGUCCUAUAGGCUCUUUGAGCGAGCGUGCGGAUAGCUCUCGCAAUGACAGCCACCGGGACAGCUAUCGACCACCAUCAUACCGGGAUAGCUACAAUAACGAUUCCCAUGUGCGGAGCGAAAGCUACCGCGCUGGCUAUCAAGCAGAUGGCUAUCGAGAUGGCAGGGGCCAGGUCCGGGAUGACGAGCGGAAUGGCCGGAGCCAGGGGGCAGAUUACAGCCGUCCGGAGUUCGGCCGAAGUGCUGACAACUACAGGGUCGAUGCCUACAGGAGUGCCCCUGACGGUUAUAGUCGUACUUCGACCCCGUCCCAUGGACAGGUUGAGGACAGAAGAACCAUAGGAGCCAGGAGCGGUUAUUCUGGCCGCGUCAACCCGCAAGACUUGUAAAAGGCUUCCGUGCAGGUUGAGUGAUGAAGUGCCUUGUUCCUUUCCACCUCAAUGGCUCACAUGAUGUUUUUCCAACGAAUAACUAUUAUAUUAUACAGUAUAUGGAACUUUUUAAAACCCGUGGAGGCCCCCUGCCUCCA